UCAGUCUAACUAAUGGUCUCUCGUCCCGAUUUAUUAAUUUCCCGGUGCCGGAUCUACUGAUUCAGAUCGAUAAUCUACAAUCUGCACAAACCUGCCAGACACGCUUCCCCCCGGUCAACUCUCAAUCACCAUCACCCUAUCACUCAAUACAUUCCGAUCACACCACCAAGAUGGUUGCCAAAGCUAUCCAGCUCGGUCUACGGAUCUGGGAGUUCCUCUGGACUCUGCUCGUCAUGGCCCUGAUCGGUAACAUGAUCGCUGAAGCAUUCGCCGGGAAUCCAGCGACCAUCAACUACACCAUGUUUGUUGCAGCUUUCUCGAUGUUCACACUCUUCUAUCUAUUCCCAGCGACAAUCAAUAUUGACUGGGCCAUCCACCCAAUCUUCUUGAUCGCUAUCGACACGCUCAAUGCGAUCCUGUUCCUUACAGCCGCCAUUGCUCUGGCUGCGAAGUUGGAAUGCCACAGCUGCAGCAACGAUACCUACACGCUCAACAACGAAAUCACCAACGGUGCCCAUAACCGCACGAAGCGUUGCCGCGAGGCUCAGGCCUCGACGGCAUUCCUGUGGUUCGCCUGGGCUGGCUACACGGCCUCGAUGAUUCUGUCGAUCAUCAUGUCCCGCCAGACAAGUGUCAACCUUCGUGGACGCACCGGUCCUGCUCGCGGUGUUACUCGCCCCAGCAUGGCUCAAGUUUAAACAGUGGUCCAUAUCCGCUUCUCCGCCUGGGCUGGGAUUACGUUUACCGAACUAAAUGUCGCUCCCAGGAAUGGAAUGAAACGAAUGACAAAGCGCGACUGGACCAAAUAUCACAUGAGAUGCAAUUGGACACAGCGCUAAUUUUUGACUGAUGAAACCAAUCUAACGAUUCUCAUCACGUUCACUA
Messenger RNA from Aspergillus eucalypticola CBS 122712, 885 nucleotides. RefSeq names its product MARVEL domain-containing protein. The record is from RefSeq and is a predicted model, not a curated record. Gene Ontology annotation, biological process: eisosome assembly; protein localization to plasma membrane. Gene Ontology annotation, cellular component: eisosome; plasma membrane. Bases 171 to 698 code for a protein of 175 amino acids. Lineage: Eukaryota; Fungi; Ascomycota; Eurotiomycetes; Eurotiales; Aspergillaceae. The transcript is spliced from 3 exons.